UCGGUCACACAGCAGGGAUCCAGCCACUGGUACAGGCAGCUUCAACGUCUGGACCUGCAGAGGAUGUAGAGGGCCUGAUCAUGGGUGAAGUGCAAAAGGGGCUUCUGUCAGUCAUCCAAAAGCUGAAAGGCUCCGAAGAGCAAGACUUGCGGAUUGUUCUACUGGGGCUGGACAAUGCUGGCAAGACCACUUUGCUGAAGUGUCUGGCAUCAGAAGAGCUGGACACCGUCACCCCCACUCAGGGGUUCAACAUCAAGAAUGUCCACUCUGAUGGUUUCAAGCUCAGCGUUUGGGACAUAGGAGGACAACGGGCCAUCCGAGCCUACUGGAAGAAGUAUCUAGUCAGCACAGACAUAUUGAUCUACGUUAUUGACAGCGCUGACCAGAAACGCUUUGAGGAGACUGGGCAGGAGCUGUCAGAACUAGUGGAAGAGGACAAUCUCAUUGGUGUCCCUUUGCUGGUAUUUGCUAACAAGCAGGAUCUGGCCACAGCAUCCCUUGCAGCAGACAUUGCUGAAGGACUGAGCCUGCACAAGUAUCGAGACCGGCCAUGGCAAAUCCAAGCCUGUUCAGCCCUAUCUGGUGAGGGAGUCCAGGAUGGGAUGAACUGGAUGUGUAGCCAGAUCACAAGUCGGAAGAAAUAAUAGUGCUGAGUACAGGAAUGUAGUCGCAGCUCUACAGAAUCCGUAGGCCACAGCCUCAGUCCCAGAG
Messenger RNA from Euleptes europaea (tarantolino), 711 nucleotides. RefSeq names its product ADP-ribosylation factor-like protein 3. The record is from RefSeq and is a predicted model, not a curated record. Gene Ontology annotation, cellular component: cytoplasm; microtubule cytoskeleton. The transcript has 6 exons. Gene Ontology annotation, molecular function: GTPase activity; GTP binding. Bases 81 to 644 code for a protein of 187 amino acids. Gene Ontology annotation, biological process: cilium assembly. Lineage: Eukaryota; Metazoa; Chordata; Lepidosauria; Squamata; Sphaerodactylidae.